This is a messenger RNA of Drosophila serrata, 646 nucleotides long. RefSeq names its product mitochondrial pyruvate carrier 2-like. Gene Ontology annotation, biological process: pyruvate import into mitochondria. The record is from RefSeq and is a predicted model, not a curated record. NCBI's taxonomy places the organism in Eukaryota, Metazoa, Arthropoda, Insecta, Diptera, Drosophilidae. Gene Ontology annotation, cellular component: mitochondrial inner membrane.
UUAAUUAAAAAUGUCAAAAGGAUCUGGACCUUUAUCAAAGUUGUACAAUGUAAUCAUUACCUCUGUAGAUGUUUUGGUUCCACAAUCGAUGCAACCGUUUUGGACUUCCCCAGCUGGUCCACGAACCGUAUUUUGGGCGCCGCUCUUCAAAUGGAGCCUGGUGGUAGCCGGUCUUGGCGACACUUUGAGUCGUCCCGCCCAGAACAUCUCGCUCAACCAGUGCAUGUCCCUGGCAGCCACUGGCUUAAUUUGGUCCCGCUACUCGAUGGUGAUAACCCCAAAAAAUUACAACUUGCUGUCCGUCAACAUUGCGGUCUUUAUCAUUCAGAGCUUUCUGAUUGCCAAGCACCUAAAGUGGCGUAGCGACACUACCCGGAAAGCGGUCUACGAUCAUUCUCAUUUUCAUUCCAUUCGGAGGACGAAUGGUAACGAGUGGACGGAUCUUCUUAAGAGACAAUUUCCAAGUAAAAGAUUUAUUUUGAAAACAUCCCUGAAGCCCCACCGAAGACCUUGUACACAGAUAUCUAGACGCAUUCCUAAGACAUAAGAGCAAACGAAUCGGCUGAAUAUUAACUGCAAAAAAAAAUAUAUAUAUAUGUUGGGUAUAACCUUCUAUAAAAAGUGAUAUUCCUGUUUAAAUUAAUAA